UAAUGAAUAAAUACACAGUGAAAAACAAUAACGAGUAAAAAUGACUUGCCUAUAUACAGGGAGUACCAGUACUGAGUCGAUAUAUAUAAGACCUAUGGUCUUUUUUUUUUCUUGUUGGAAAAGGACCGUAAGUAAGCAUUUCACUGUUGUUUUCAAAGCAUGUGACGAAUAAAAUGUGAUUUGCUAUUUGUCUAAAGCGAUCCACUACUGGUAGUAGCAGAAUGUCAAGUAUCUGACCUCACCGACCUCAACGUCUAACAUUACCAAUAUUAACAGUUAGGAAUACCACCCAAACUACUGGUACCUGUUCAAUAGGAUUUUCCUGAGUUUACACAUGAUCAAAGUAAAAUAUGUCUAUUCAAACCUAUAGCCUUUCAAAAUUCUCCUCCUUCAACCUUUUAUCUGUGUCCUGGACUAUAUGAACUAUAUGAACCUCAGAGUUCAGGUUUAGAGUUAGGAUGAUGAUCCCUGGCAUGGGCACUGGGCAGCGAGAGGUCAGGGUGAGAGAAGGGUUAAGUAUUUUUGUUGUGUUGAUCUGUUGUGUUGUACGAUGAACCCUCCCAGCCCCUUCCCCCGGGGGCCCGUGGCCCUGGGCUGUUAUAAAUAGUCCCAUGGGCUCUCCCUGCUCUGACAGAGAGGCUGAAUGUCUGCAGGACAUCCUUUUCUCUACUAACCACCAGCAGGGUUGGCAUACCAACACUCCGCUCCACACAGACAGGACGAGCAGGGUUGGCAUAUAGACGCACAGAGACCCACGCUCCGCUCCACAAAGACAGGACCAGCAGGGUUGGCAUAUAGACGCACAGUGACCCACGCUCCGCUCCACACAGACAGGACGAGCAGGGUUGCCAUAUAGACACACAGAGACCCACGCUCCGCUCCACACAGACAGGACCAGCAGGGUUGGCAUAUAGACGCAUAGAGACCCACGCUCCAUCCACACAGACAGGACGCGGUUUUCUAUAACUGGACUGAAAACAGCUUACAGAAAGCAACAUUGCAGAUCAUUGGAAGUCAGUAAAGUUAGUGACUCCUAGAGAGUUGCAUGUGGAACUGUUGUUUACGUGCGGAAGCAUCUUUAGGUUUAGGGGCCAGUUUUGCUUUGAAGUUUGCUCUCUUUUUUUAAUCUUACCUUGAAGGCAUCACUGAGAUAAGUCAUUAUUGAUACGGUAAGCAGAGCUAAACUCACUCUAAAGGAGAAUACACAUUUGGGAUAGCCAUUUGGGCUAGCCUCUUGACUUUUUGGCCACCAUGUGGGAGUUCCGUUCCAUGUCGUUCUGGCGGGCAGUGUUCGCUGAGUUCUAUGGCACCAUGUUCUUUGUGUUCUUCGGUCUGGGGGCGGCUCUGCGCUGGACCACCGGGUCCCACAACGUUCUCCACGUGGCUUUCUGCUUCGGCCUGGCCGCUGCCACCCUCAUCCAGUCCAUCGGUCACAUCAGUGGUGGACACAUCAACCCGGCUGUCACCUUCGCCUACUUGAUUGGCUCCCAGAUGUCCCUGUUCCGUGCUGUCUUCUACAUCGUGGCCCAGUGUCUGGGGGCGCUGGCUGGGGCCGCUGUGCUCUACUCGGUCACCCCCAACAACAUGAGGGGCAACCUGGCACUCAACAUGCUGCAGCCAGGUAUCAGCCUGGGCAUGGCCACCACUGUGGAGGUGUUCCUCACCCUGCAGCUGGUUGUCUGCAUCUUCGCUGUGACCGACGAGAGGCGUAACGGACGCCUGGGCUCUGCCGCCCUGGCCAUCGGCUUCUCUGUUCUCAUAGGACAUCUGUUGGGGAUGUACUAUACUGGUACUGGAAUGAACCCUGCCAGGUCCUUCGCCCCCGCUGUGCUGGUCAGAAAAUUUGUCAACCACUGGGUGUACUGGGUGGGUCCGAUGAUUGGCGGUGCUAUGGGAGCUAUUAUCUAUGAUUUCAUGCUGUUCCCCCGCAUGCGCAGCCUCUCUGAGAGGAUGGCAAUCCUGAAGGGUACCAGGCCCCCAGAGGCUGAGAGCCAGCAAGACGCCAGAGGAGAGCCCAUCGAGCUCAAGACUCAGGCCCUAUAAGCCUGGUGAAGAAAGUUGGCUUUCUGAACCCCAUAUUCCCCUAUUCUGUACACAAACCUCCUCCGAAACCUCAACCCUACCCAACACACAUACACACACAUUUCUCUUCCUCUCUAACCCACACACCCACAUAGUACACACAGACCAUCACGACAACUCCACCUUUCUCACCCUCCUCAUCCUUACUCUGCUGAUCCAGAAACAGUACAUGCUGAAUUACUGGGCAGCCAAAGCUCUAACCCUCCUCCAACCUGUGAACUAUGACCCCCUCCCUCCCUUGGACUGCAGGACAAAGAUGGAGGGUAAGAAGAGGACUUAGUGGCCACUGAAGAAAGCACCCUGCUGCGGCCUGUUGUGUAGGGAGUGGGUCAGUCCUGGCUGACCAGGUGGCUGUAACUGCUCAGGACAGGGGCAUGUCUCUCUCUUCUUUUCUAUCUAUAUUUUGUAGUCUGCUAGGAGUGUAGCUACAGUAGAGCAGUGAACUUCAUGCUUUUUCAAUUUUUUUUAUGAAACUUCUGGUACCUGAUGUGUAUGUUAUUAUUAUGCCCUUGAAGAAUUUCCAGGGAUUUUUUUCAACUCUAGUUAUAUUUUCAAGUCAUGCGUUGUGUUGUUUGUGCGUGUUUUAGGAGACCAUUGUCUCAUUAACAAUUCCUUUGUUCGUCAUCAUGCUGUUUUACAGUACGUAGUUUACCUUUAUUUAACUAGGCAAGUCAGUUAAGAACAAAUUCUUAUUUACAAUGACAGCCUACGGGGGAACAGUGGGUUGACUGCCUUGUUCAGUGACAGAACAACAGAUUUGUACCUUGUUAGACUGCAGCCUAUUCUAAGGGAAAGAAGCAUCUUUUGUCCCCCUCUUCCUUCAAUGAAAGUUCUGAUUCAUUACUAGCAACAUAUUUAGAGUGGUCCCCUUUUGUCCAAAAGCCCUUCAAUUUUUAGCUGUCUUUUUAAAAAUUGUUCUGUCUAAUUGUAGACUGUCUCUUCUAGGGGAGCACAAACAGUCAGAUUUAUAUGAAAAUUAACACACAACACACACAAAAACUCAAUCUCCAUUUCUAUUUAAACACAUUAUCUUGAAAUUGUAUAUUAUUUUUCAUUUAGUAUUACAAAAUUCCACUUCUUUGACCUGAUGUCUCUCGUCAACUUUGACUUUUUACAGCCAUGAUAUGUGCCUGAAGACAUAAAAGGGUUUAUUCUGUAUGCAGUUCAGUACCAGUAUUAUCUGUGCCAGACUGUUAUGUUUUACUCUGUUUCUGGAAUGCUGUUUUUUUUUCUUUCAUUAAAGGUUUUGCUGUUACAGCGGUUUCAUGUA
Molecule: messenger RNA, 3352 nt
Organism: Oncorhynchus mykiss (rainbow trout)
Lineage: Eukaryota; Metazoa; Chordata; Actinopteri; Salmoniformes; Salmonidae
Product: lens fiber major intrinsic protein-like
Biological process (GO): transmembrane transport; water transport
Cellular component (GO): plasma membrane
Molecular function (GO): water channel activity
Source: RefSeq, a predicted model, not a curated record